AUGAAUAACAACAAUAAUAUCAGUAGCAAUAUUAAUAUUAAUAAUAAUAGUAGUAAUAAUAAUAACCAUAAUAAUAGUAAUAAUAAAGGUAAUAAUAAUAAUAAAGGUAAUAUUUAUAGUAACAAUGAUAAUAGUUAUAGCAAUAAUGAAAAUAUCAAUAAUACAGAAAAUAUGUUUAGUUUAGAUAGUAACUUUGAUAAUCAAAGUAGAAACAGUAAUAAAAUUUUUUACAAUAAACCUAAUUUUUUUAAUGACCAAUUACCAUCACAAAAUCAUAGCAAUAAUGAUAAUAAAAUCAAUAACCAAAACGAAAGAAAAAAUAGUCCAGAUCUUAGUUUUACACCCAGAAGAGAUACACUCGAAGAAAUCAAUAAUAUAGAGAGUAAUAAAAAUGGAAAUCCAGAUAAAAACACAACUUUUGACAAAACAAACCUUAAUAAUUUUAGUUUUUCCAAUUCAGUUAGUGGCCAAAAAUCAUAUAAUAGUAAUAGUAACCAAUUGACAUACAGUAGUAAUAAUUUUGACAGAGUUGUUCAUAAUAAUAUAAAACAAACCAAAAGAUAUUUCAAUUUUGAUAAUAUAGAAAACAAUAACAGCACACAACUUUCUCAUUCAAAUGAAGUAAUAAACAAUUACCCUAAUAAUAACAAUAACAACGGCAAUAACAAUAGUAGUAAUAAUAAUAAAAAUAAUAAUAAUAAUACAAACUAUAAUAGUUAUAGUGAAUCACUUAUUGGUAGUGAUAUUUUUAAAGGCUCUAGAAAUAUUACAUUAUCAAAUUAUAUUGACCAAGUUAAAAAUAUUGUAAAUAAAAAUAGAUAUGACUUUAAUAUUAAUUUAAAUGAUGUAAAUAAUUCAAGAUACAAUACAAGGGCAAAUUAUAACACAUCUGAAUAUAGUAAUAAUAACAAUAUUUAUAAUAAUAGUAAUAUAGCAUUCAGUAAUAAUAGUAACAGCAUUAAUGAUAGCAAUUUUAAUCAAAACUCCUAUUACUUUUCAAAUAAACAAAACGAAAAAAAGAGAAAUAAUGAAGAAUUUGAGGGAAAUAACGAAACCAAUCCUAAAAUUCCUGAAACAAUUAAGGUAGAUUAUUUAUUAAAUGAAACCAAUCGAAAAGAUAUGAAAAGGGAUCUUAAUGUAUUCAACUAUAGCAAUAAUAGUGGUAUAAAUCAAGACUCUGUUGUAAAAAAAAAAAAAAUAGAUGAACAAAAAGAAAAAGAUUAUGUUAUAAAUCACCCAUUCAGAUCCAAUAUUAAUGAUAAUAGUGACGAUGAUAUCAAUAUUGAUAAUAAUGUUGACAAUAAUAUAGAUAAUAGUAAAUUUCAAAAUUUUAAAUCAUAUCAAUAUAUACCUCAUAAAAACAAACAGCAAACUUUAAAUACCACCACCACAACAACAACAACAACUACGACAACUACACCUAUAACCCCUCCUACCCCUCCAACAUCAACACCAUCCAGCGAUUUAAAGGGAUUAUCUAAAUCAAAUACUAUUUCAAUUUUAUCACCUCAUCCACUUUCAGUAUCAACAAAUGGAAAAGCAUCAUCGAAUCUUGUUAAUCCCCAAGUUAAAACUGAUGAUUUACCUGACGGUCAAAAGAAAAACUUUUCAACAAAUGAUUUGUUAGAAUCAGUUUAUAAAACUAUAGAAGGUCUUGCCUUUAGUACAAACAAAGAUAACAAACUUGAUACCAGAGUUGAAAAAUACAAAUCAAAAAUCAACAUCACCUGUUGGAUGACUAUAUAUAAUAGUAAAUUGGCCAUCACUCCAUUUCAAAUUAUGGAAGUUUUCAAAUUUAUAAGCUUAGGUACAAAUUAUUUUAAAUGGCUUGGAGAUAAACAUUAUGAAAACCUAAUUAUUCAAUCAUACCAUUAUUUGGAUGACUAUUGCGAAGAAAAGGGUCUUGAAAGAAUAAGUACUUGUAAAUAUUGCAGUAAACUUUUUAACUCUAGCAAAAAGAACCGAGAAGCUAAAAAAAAUCAAAGACACCCAUUCAGAAUGGAAAAUGUAUGUUUUAGAUUUGUAAAGUUUUUAUUAAAUGAAUCAAGAAAAGAUACAGAGAAAUUCUCUUCAUUAAAAGAAAUGGGAUUUAAAUCAAAUAGAACUUCAAAUAUUGUUGGUAUUGUACUAUUAUUUUGGGGUUUCAUCGAAAAAAAGGUUGAUAAAUAUGCUGCACUCAGUUUUAGAUGGAUAAGAAAAUUACCCUUUUCAAGUUUUUCAGAAUUAGAAAACUGUUGUCCUUAUAAAUAA
Dictyostelium purpureum is the source of this 2250-nucleotide messenger RNA. RefSeq lists its product as uncharacterized. The record is from RefSeq and is a predicted model, not a curated record. The transcript is spliced from 2 exons. Lineage: Eukaryota; Evosea; Eumycetozoa; Dictyosteliales; Dictyosteliaceae. The coding region runs from base 1 to 2250 and encodes 749 amino acids.